This is a messenger RNA of Ostrea edulis (European flat oyster), 1469 nucleotides long. RefSeq lists its product as uncharacterized. The coding region runs from base 721 to 1386 and encodes 221 amino acids. The transcript has 8 exons. NCBI's taxonomy places the organism in Eukaryota, Metazoa, Mollusca, Bivalvia, Ostreida, Ostreidae. The record is from RefSeq and is a predicted model, not a curated record.
UUUCCCAUCAAAAUGAUGUAAAAUUCAUGGAAAAGAUAUCUUAAAGGAGUUUGUACAUUUUGACCCCGAGGCGGAAAUUAUGUGACAAAGGUGUGUUAAUUAGCAAGUCGUUUAGCUUCAGGUGCAAAACUAUUAUGACGUCAGAAAUAUUCAAGCAUCAUUAUUAAUACAUUAUCGUUAGAAUGUCCGCUGAAGGGAGGUAACACUGCCGAGUUCGAUUCGCGAUCCCAGCGCGGCGUGAGACCUAUAUUAAUAUAAGACGUUUAACAUACAGUAUGGCUGUUCUUUCGUCAAGCACUGGGCCUUAGCAAAAGUUACUAGUCUUUCGAUUAUGACCUUAAAAACGGCCAUCCCGUGUCACGAUAGGCCUCGCUGCGAUAACGAACUCUUCCUGUUGCGGACUUAACGCCAUUCCUGGUUCACAAUGUGGCACUUCACAUACACAGUUAUAUAAGCCAUGUAUUCUUGAAAGGGAUUUUUAUGCAAAACAAUAAAGACAUCAAACCUGCUAUUAAUAAAAUCUUAUCUUGUCAAUUUUCCUCUUCAGAGAAACUUGGCCCACUACCUGACUUGUACAACCUGCGUGCAAAUCCGACCCACUGAUGGUCCUCGUGUAUAAAACUAGAAUUAUCAGUCAAGGCAGGGGUCGUCAUGUCAAUGUAAGGACUGCUGAGCUGCCCCAAAUAUAUGUAUUGUAUAUAUAUGCAUUAGCUGAAUAAGAUGAGUCCUCUCGCGACAUAUUUGGUGCUGAUUUGUGUUCUGUUGAAAAUUGGCUUCUAUGCGUCACUUCCCCAAGACAAGCGAUUUUUGAUGCAGAAUGGUAUGCACCUAAAACGUACAGAUCUUUGCAAUGAGUGUACAAAAUGCAAGUGUUUUCCGCACGCAACAUUGGACUUUUCCUGUGCCGUAGUAGAAAAUUACGGAUAUGGUUUUUGCGAGCAGUAUAUUUGUAAUAUCACGUGUCCUACAGCAACGACAACGGUAUCCCAGCCCCAUCCGGUCACGUGUAACAAAACUUCCGCCAUCACAGCAGUAGCCCUGAACCAGCCUGUUAAGAAUUCCUCCGUCAGCUCGUGCUUAGACAUUUACUACCAACCCCCAGAAGCCUUAGUAACACUAAACUGUGGAAUUCCAUCCGUCCAAAGUUGGAAACAGGGACAAAAGGUAGUUGAAGCUUGCCGUUCGAAUUUCAACACUACUUUGCCCUAUACUCCAGUAUCAACCUUCACGCAUAGUCAUCAUGACGUCAUAUCCGGCAUUUUAGUCCAUUGCACUAGCGAAGGAUUUACGAUGAUAGCCCAGACAUGUACAUCGUCUCCUGGUGUCAUGAACAUUACCCAUAACUCUAAAUACCACGCACAGGAUUUUCAUUUUAUAUUAUCAUGACAGUUAUUUAUGUUACGAACAAUCAUAAUUUAUUUUGAAUAUAACUCUAAACUACUUUCAAUUGUAAAAAAUAUGAAAAUUUG